AUGUCAGGAACAGUCACUGCUAGCAGCUUUGGCUCUGAAGAACAGAUUACAGAGGACCUUUUCACCCCAGAGUACAAACGUUUGAAAGCACGAAAUCCGGCACCAGAUUUAUCCACAGUUGUAGAUCUUGAUCAUUAUACAAGUACUGGAGAAACGGUAAUCAGCCGGAAUCCAAUCAGAUGUUGUGACCUGAAACCUGUAGCAGGUCUAAGACCAUGUCAGGAGUGGAAAGUUUUCCAAUUCCGAAACUAUCCAGGUCUCAUCGUAAUUAAGAAUCCCUUUAUUGAUGGCUAUCAGAGAUAUUGGGUCCACCGAUGCCUGGAGAGUUUCCCGUCAGACAAAGAUAAUGUGACCAACCUGACAGCUCUUGGUGACAACAGUAGCCAGGAUUUAUGGCAGCAGUUUGUCCACAAGAAAUGUGAGACCUUUGACAAGCAUGACCCGCUGAGGAAGUUGAGAUGGACUACACUAGGAUAUCACUACAACUGGACCACCAAGGAAUAUUCGGAGGACAACAAAGCUACUUUUCCCCUGGAUGUCAGCUGUUUGUCUCAGUAUUUCGCUGCCUGCCUCGGCUUUACCCAUUAUCGGGCAGAGGCUGCAAUUGUCAACUACUACCAUUUGGACUCUACACUGGCUGGACAUACUGACCAUUCAGAAGUGGACCAUUCUGCCCCUCUGUUUUCCAUCAGCUUUGGACAGACAGCAAUAUUUCUUCUCGGAGGGAGCAGCAAAUCUGUGAAACCAAUGUCUGUGUUUCUGCGGAGCGGGGAUGUGUGUGUAAUGAGUGGAGAGUGUCGUUUAGCAUACCACGCUGUUCCCAAAAUCUUGGCUCCAACAUCUGAAGAACCUUUACUGUCUGCAUUCAGUCUGAGACACAUUGACAAACAUGGACUGUAUGAUAGCAUCACAUCGACAUCUUCAAACUGUGGACUUCAUGGUGAAAGGAAGAAUGUCAACUCAGAGAAUAGUUUCAAGGCUGUAGCAAGUAAUGCAGAUAAACCAGCAGGUAUUUCAGAUUCCUGCAGUACUGAUUGUGUUAGAAGUACACAAUCACAUAUAGGACAAUCACAUAUAGGACAUUUAGAGAAUGCCGAAAUAGCACACAGGGCAACGGAAGAUGAAGCAAACCCUAUGAAUAAUAAUGGUAAUCAGAAGUGUAAGGAAGAUGCCGGCUGCUUUAACGAUUAUCGUGAUAAUAUUGAAAAAGUUAAUUCUGAAAUAGAGGAAGUUGUUGCUGCCCUCGACUUUCACCCAUUUCACGUGUAUUUGAAAUCUUCAAGGAUCAACUUGAACAUCAGACAAGUGCUGCCCCCUGGUGUAACAAGGCUUCAGGAUAAAAGCCGGUUACAAAGUUUGAAUAAUUCUUGUGACUUUUCUAGUGAAAGUUUGUGUGCCAGACUGAUAAAAAGAAACAUUCAGAGGGUGUCAGAGUGUAAGAUGCCUGAAUCUGGCACUGAUGUUUCUGAAGGUGAUAGAUGUGUGAGUGAUGUGGUUCAAGAAAGUGAAGAAACAGCAGAUGUUUACUCGGGGAUAGAUGACACAAAGAAAAUCAAAAUGAAUGAUUCAGCUUCCUGA
Molecule: messenger RNA, 1578 nt
Organism: Candidula unifasciata
Lineage: Eukaryota; Metazoa; Mollusca; Gastropoda; Stylommatophora; Geomitridae
Source: the annotation of a GenBank genome assembly